Gasterosteus aculeatus aculeatus (three-spined stickleback) is the source of this 2808-nucleotide messenger RNA. Its product is annotated as early growth response protein 2b. The record is from RefSeq and is a predicted model, not a curated record. NCBI's taxonomy places the organism in Eukaryota, Metazoa, Chordata, Actinopteri, Perciformes, Gasterosteidae. Gene Ontology annotation, molecular function: DNA-binding transcription factor activity, RNA polymerase II-specific; RNA polymerase II cis-regulatory region sequence-specific DNA binding. Gene Ontology annotation, biological process: regulation of transcription by RNA polymerase II.
GCACAUUGAGAUAAAAUCCACACAUGUUUUUUUCCUUUACUUAGUUAAACUUUAACAUGUCGUUUUAAUCGCCUGCACGUUUUUAUCACGCAGAGCUCCAAGUCCUAUUUCUGGAGUUCGUCCUUUCUGUUUUUUUUCUCAAACCCAAGUCCAUACUUGGUGAAUGACGCGCGGGGACACCCAGCGUUCCCCUUUAUAACCACACUGCACCAUUCAGGAGCUGUUUUUCAAGAGACGAGGGGAUGAACAAACAAAAUGUUGGAGAGCAAAUCGGAUUGAAAUAAUAUCCUGUGAUUGAUCUGAGCCGCUGGAUCUUCGGGAUGACCGCUAAACUGGCGAAUGAAGUGUUCGCGUCCCUCAGCGGGUUUGUGGAGAGCAUCCCUAAAGAUGUGUACUCGGCGGAGGGGUCCGUUGUUUUUAAGGAAGAGGCCGUGGGAGAAGAAGAGGAUGACAGCGGUGGCUUUCUGUUCGAGGGGAAGAGUGUCCCUGAGCUGCCUUACCACGGCGACUUUGCGCAGUACGUGGCCACAUUACGCACGCAACCUGUGGCGUUUACUGGCAAGAUCUCCGUGGAUUCCAGAGGCGCGGGAGGACCGUGGACACCCAGGGACAUCAUCAACGUGAUCAGCGCUGACAUCGCCGUCCCGGUGUCGGGAUCGUGUUCAGGAUCACCAGAGAUUUGCGCAAGAGGAGGUGGAGGAGGAGGAGGAGAGGGAGGAGGAGGAGACACAGCGGAAGCUGGGGACUGUACCAUGGCGCACGGCCAUCCCGACAUCAGCCACAUGUACGCGCCCCCGCACCAUCAUCCUCACCCUCACCCGCACCCCCACCCCGCCCCUUCCUACUCCUGCAGCGGGGACAUGUACCAGGACCAGUCGGCGGGGGGGUACCUGUCGGCAUCCACCUGCUCUGUGUCCUACCACCCGCCUCCAACCUACAACCCUCCACCUAAACCAACGGUGGACGGCGGCGCACUGCUGUCUAUCAUGCCCGAGUACGGAGGCUUCUACCAGCAGAGCUGCCAGAGAGACAUCCAGGCGGCUUUCCCGGAGAGGAAAUCCCUCGCGUACUCGCUGGACUCCCUCAGGGUGCCCCCGCCUCUUACUCCUCUCAACACCAUCCGGAACUUUACGCUCGGUGCGCCCUCAGCCGCGGCCGAAGGUCCGAUGGCCGCCGCCUUCCCCAGCCACCAAAGCCUCCCCUUAAGGCCGAUCCUGAGACCCAGGAAGUACCCGAACCGGCCGAGCAAGACGCCGGUCCACCAGAGGCCGUACCCGUGCCCGGCGGAGAGCUGCGACCGCAGGUUCUCCAGGUCGGACGAGCUGAGCCGACACCUGCGCAUCCACACGGGCCACAAGCCAUUCCAGUGCCGCAUCUGCAUGAGGAACUUCAGCCGCAGCGACCACCUCACCACCCACAUCCGCACGCACACCGGGGAGAAACCCUUCUCCUGCGACCAGUGCGGGAGGAAGUUCGCCCGCAGUGACGAGAGGAGGCGCCACAUGAAGAUUCACCUGCGGCAGAAGGAGAAAAAGGCCUCGGCCUCCUAAUCGGCGUCGCGCGCGCGCCUCGAGGCUGCUAAAUCCGAACAUUACCAGAGGAUCAGAUCAGUUCAUGCUCAAAGGGAAUCUGGUUGGAAGCAUUUCAGGGAACAGCGGUGACGUGUUGGGGCCAUGCUGUCGUUAUUUAUCGCAUUAUUAACUAAAACAUAACUCCUCACCAGUCAGAGUAACAGAGAACCUGCACACACGAACACAGUUGACAUUGUGGCGUUAAAUUGUAAAUGGAGUUUGAUUUGCAUUUAAAAUGAACACAGUGGGUGUCGUUUUUUGGAAAACGCUGCUUUCUUUACUGCCCUGUGGCCUUGUGCUGUCUGUCUGUUGGCUUCAUAUUCUCAGGGAUUCAUUCACAUGCUGCAAACGUGAGAACAAAUGCUGCAGGUCAGCUGAGCAGCUGUUCAACAAUCUUCUCCUAAAAUCAAAACACGUGUAGUUUCACCACAAGUAUUUUCUCUUGUUACAGUUGUCCUGCAGGGUUUACAUGCACGCUAUACACUGUGUAACGUUGUGAUGGUACUAAAUAACUAUGAUCACUUAUUUAUCCAAACUGACUAUUUUACUUUUGCUAAUCUGUCACAAUGCAAAGUGUUGGAAGGUUGAUGUAACACAGGAACAAACGUAAAAUGCAUUCAAUGUGUGAGUGUGCCUGGUGCACAUUAUUUAAAGGAUCUCUAUGUGACAUUCAGAGCAUAGCAGCAAACGGCGAGUGUGUUCCUGUCCGAGCUUCUCUGGGAUUUUAUGCCCUUUAGUGCAUGUUUGUGCGUGAGGGUCCGUCUCACUGGUACAUCAGCGCUGUUAGCUGCGGGCCGCCGGCUCAGCGCCGCGCGCAGGUGUGAGAAAUGUUCUGAAUGUCAAAUUUAGCCCCUUUAAAGAUACGUGUGCUUGUCGGUGUACAGAAACGAGGGAACUUGACCAUUUGAGACGUUUGAGAGUAAACCCAAGAAAUAGCGUGAGGGCACAAAUCAGGACUGUUCAUUGCAGCAGAAUGAAGUUGUUUUUUAACCUGUAUUUUGUAUAUUAAACAAUGACAUCUGAUGAAGAGUGGACAUUGGUUUACGGGACAUGUUGAAGUCUGAUAAUCCAUUUCUUUGUGCUUAUUAGUAUUUGCAACCUGCUGAUGAAGAGAGUAACUGGAAAAGUUGUGUUUCUGUGUUUUAUCCUUUUUAUGCAAACAAGUCGAGCACUAAAGCUUUUGUUCUGCUGGACCGACGCUUCUUGUCAAUGCGAAUAAACGUUGCCUUGUCGAGUC